Molecule: messenger RNA, 3501 nt
Organism: Oreochromis aureus
Lineage: Eukaryota; Metazoa; Chordata; Actinopteri; Cichliformes; Cichlidae
Exons: 8
Coding region: 163-2280 (705 amino acids)
Source: RefSeq, a predicted model, not a curated record
UCAAAAGUGUACAGUUCCCGCGACCGGCUGAAAGUAGUUAUGGUAGUUAGUGAUUUAAUUUUUUAUUUGAUCCUUUAAGGGUUUAAAGUCAUAUUUUACUAGUGUACCAGAAUCUAUUUUGCACUCAAUUUAAACAGAAUCACGGUCUGAUCAGCAGAACGGAUGUCUGCGGUAACAAAGUCACUCUGCUCCACUUUGAUGUUUGUCGGUGUCUUCGUGUUUGGCUCGGCAGAUGAAAAAUUUCUCAAAGCUGAGUCUGGACAGGACGUCACUCUGACAUGUCGAGUUCCAAAUAAUAACAUCAGAGCUGUAUAUUGGACUAGAGCUGACCUGUUGCCAGAAUAUGUGCUUUUAUACCAGAAUGGUCAAUUUGUUCCAGACGACCAGCAUCCAUCUUUUAAGAACCGGGUGGAUCUGCAGGACAGACAGAUGAAGGAUGGAGACGUGUCUUUGAUUCUGAAGGAUGUGACAAUUAAUGACGCUGAAACAUACAAGUGUCUUGUCUUCAUGGAAAAAACACGCUCCUGGGAGAUCAUCCGAUUAAUCUACCUAACGGUUUCUCCAGAGCACAAAACCAUCACAGCUGAAUCUGGACAGGACGUCACUCUGACAUGUCGAGCUCCAAAUAAUAACAUCAGAGCUGUAUAUUGGACUAGAGCUGACCUGUUGCCAGAACAUGUGCUUUUAUACCAGGAUGGUCAGUUUGAUCGAGAAGACCAGCAUCCAUCUUUUAAGAACCGGGUGGAUCUGCAGGACAGACAGAUGAAGGAUGGAGACGUGUCUUUGAUUCUGAAGGAUGUGAUGAUGAAUGACGCUGGAACAUACCAGUGUCUUGGCUUCAUGGCAGAAACACACUCAUUGAAACUCAUCAGCUUAAUCUACCUCAGUAUUUCUCCAGAACAAAAAUUUCUCAAAGCUGAGUCUGGACAGGACGUCACUCUGACAUGUCGAGCUCCAAAAAACAACAUCAGGCGUGUGCUAUGGACUAGAGCUGACCUGUUGCCAGAACAUGUGCUUUUGUACGAGGAUGGUCAUUUUGAUCCAGACAACCAGCAUCCAUCAUUUAAGAACCGGGUUGAUCUGCACGACAGACAGAUGAAGGAUGGAGACGUGUCUUUGAUUCUGAAGGAUGUGACGAUUAAUGACGCUGAAACAUACAAGUGUCUUGUCUUCAUGGAAAAAACACGCUCAUGGGAGCUCAUCAGCUUAAUUUAUUUGAGAGUUCCUCCAGAUGAAAAAACAAUCACAGCUGAGUAUGGACAGGACGUCACUCUGACAUGUCGAGCUCCAAACAACAACAUCAGACGUGUGCUAUGGACUAGAGCUGACCUGUUGCCAGAAUAUGUGCUUUUGUACCAGGAUGGUCGUUUUGAUCCAGACAAACAGCAUCCAUCUUUUAAUAACCGGGUGGAUCUGCAAAACAGAAAAAUGAAGAAUGGAGACGUGUCUUUGAUUCUGAAGAAUGUGAUGAUUAAUGACACCGGAAUACACAAGUGUCAUGUCUUCAUGGCAGAAACAGACUCAUGGGAGAUCACCAGCAUCAUCUACCUAAAUGUUGUUGAUCCUCCAGACGAGAAAACUAUCACAGUUGAAUCUGGACAGGACGUCACUCUGCCAUGUCAAGCUCCAAAAAACAACAUUAGAGGUGUUUAUUGGACUAGAGCUGACCUGGGAGAUGAAUAUGUGCUUUUGUACAAGGAUGGUCGUUCUGAUCCGGACAAACAGCAUCCAUCUUUUAAGAACCGGGUGGAUCUGCAGGACAUAAAGAUGAAGCAUGGGAACAUGUCUUUGAUUCUGAAGGAUGUGACGAUUAAUGACGCUGAAACAUACAUGUGUCAUGGCUUCAUGGCAGAAACACUAUCAUGGGUGCUCAUCAGCACUAUCUACUUAAGUGUUGUUCAUCCUCCAGAUAAGAAAACAAUCAUAACAGAGUCUGGACAGGACGUCACUCUGACAUGUCGAGCUCCAAACAACAACAUCAGAGGUGUUUAUUGGACUAGAGCUGACCUGGUGCCAGAAUAUGUGCUUUUAUACCAGGAUGGUCGUUUUGAUCCAGAUGACCAGCAUCCAUCUUUUAAGAACCGUGUGGAUCUGCAAGACAGACAGAUGAAGGAUGGAGACGUGUCUUUGAUUCUGAAGAAUGUGACGAUUAAUGACACUGGAACAUACGAGUGUCAUGUUUUCAUGGCAGAAACAGACUCAUGGGAGCUCAUCAGCAUCAUCUACCUCGUUGUUGUUGUUCCUCCAGGUCAGACAGGAGGACAUACAGAUGAACUGUGAGUCAGACGAUCUGAGGACAUAAAUGAACUUUCCUGAACAUCCAGACUCAGACGAGUCUGUCAGUGACUCCGAAGUACAGUUUAUUCAUUUUCAGGCUGUUCAUGAGAUUUACUGACACAAAGUCAAGCUGUUUUACAAACAUAAAUGAAUUUAUGGGCUCUAAUCUCAGAAUCAGAAGGGUGUUUUUAGAGCUCUUUUAUGUUGGUGGGGUCUUAUGAAAUAGGAGCAGAAUGUAAAGGUUAACCCUCUGAGGUCCAGGGUUUAAUUAUCCACUUUUGGCUACUUUAGAUUUUCCGUCUAUAUUUCACAUUUAAGAACUUCUUACCUUGCCUUGUUUGGUAUUAUUAUUUUCAGCACAAACUCACAUGUCUGAAUUUCCUGUUAUUUUUUAUGUUGACAUACUGUAUUAGCACAAUUGAUUUAAAUGCAGACAACAUAAAAUCCAAGUAGAAACAAGGCUUUUACUGUCAAAACCACAAACAUGUUUAACAAACCUUGUUGAUAACUUGAAUUGCAAAAAGAAAUUGUACACUUCUAAAAAUUAUGCACAAAUUUUGCAAACAAUAAAGUUGUGUGGUACCAUUGACCUAAAAAUACAGCCAAGGCCUCAGGCAUUUUUUAUAUAACCAUUUAAAACUAUUCACAGAACAAUCAGGUGUGCUGCAUUAACUAAGAAGGCACAAAUUAGUUGUGCCACUCCAAAAAGAGUUUCUGUCCACUAUAAGACAGAGGAGAUCACCAAAGGCCUAAACCCUGCAGUUCUGAAGGCAGGAGGUGGAUCAGUCCAGUUUUCCAUGUGGAGACAGCACAUGCCUUUGGUGGCUAUUUUGAGCAACUAUGAUAUUCACUAGUAUAUCUGACACACAAAAUAAGACAACAACUACACACUAUAACUAUAGCCUUUGUCACUUCGCAACCAAACAGAUCAUGCAAAAACAAGAACAGAGUGAGAAAAAAAUGGUUUCAGACAAACACACACACACACUGUCCUCAACACAGUCCUCUCUGGUGACAUCUGGUGGCCAAAAAUAUGAAGAGCAGCUUGAACCCACAAAAUAAAACCAACUGCUUCAUUAUGAUUGCCCACUCUACAGAGUGGAAUUCUGUCUCAUAUUGGGCUGCUGUUGUGUUGCUUUGAACGUGUAUUUUUUGGUGUUAAAAAAUGUUGUUUAUUUGUUUAAUAAAUAAUUUUGACCAGCAAACCUUCCUGGUUUGAACAUG